AUGUCUUGGGACCGCCGUCCUGCCCCAACUAGGAACAAGCUGAACCCCAGCAGCUCCCAAACAGACACCUGCCUCUCGGUUCUCCCCAGCCUCUUAUUUAUUUACUUUGCCGGAUGGCUGUUUCUAACGAAGCAGCGUCUUGGCAGCUCCCUCGCCUGUCCUUCAGCACCACGCUCAACCAGCGAGAGAGGUCGGCGCCUCGUCCCACUCCUGCGCGGGCAACUGGGGCCUAGGGCUUGGGUCACGUGUUCAAAGAACGUCUCCGCGCCUGCGCGAGCGGCCGGCGGAUGUCCAGAGAUCCUCCCGAAAGCCGCUGGGACCCGGGGCCUGAGCCAGGCAAGGCCGGGCCCAGUCCUCCGCUCACCCAGCCCGCGCGUGGCUCCGCCUAGGUUGGGAUCAGGAAGGGGGCGGGUCCGCCGGCCGGGACCUCUCCAAAGGGCUGUGUCCCUUCGUGAGCUUCCCGGAGGUGCUUUACGGCUGCGUUUGCAAAGCGCAGCGCCAAGUACUGGAGGGCGAGUCAGAAAGGCUCUCGCCAGAGAGCUGCAGGAUGGAGGAGAUCAAAGACUUGACGGUUCUACUGGCCCGAGAUGUUCCCAUGUUCAAGGACCAGCCAGAGAGUCAAAUAUGCACCCCCAACCAGUCAUACAGGAUGCCUGGCUUCUAGUCACCUGCCUUCCAGCUUCCCCACGCCAACAGCCUCCAGAGAAGGCACCAGUGGCCUGUGAAGUAGGUAAGCUGGAUACUGUCGUUAGUCGACGUUCAGAGGUGACAGAGCAGCAGCUUAGCGUGUCUAAGGCCACACGACCCCCAAAUGGCAGAACCGGGACUGGAGUCUGGAUCAGCGCCAUCCCCUGACGGUUAACCUCUUCAGGACCCAGUGCCAAGUCUCCCCAGCUUGCAGCAGCAGCGACCGCACGGACCACCAUGGGCUCCCAGGCCCCACUAGCUGCAAGGGCACGCAGACACUGAUGAAUGUUCUCGAAGAUCCUAAAGACAAGGCUGAGCGGAAGCUUGCAUCAGAGGGACAGGUCCUGGCCAAUUGUUCCCCAUCCCUGGUGACAGGUACCAUCUUAUUAAAUCUGUAAAUCGGUUGUGCUGAGACUAUAACAGAGGAUAUCGUCUGAGGAACCUUCCAAUUUAGCAGACAAUGAGUAUCCGCAAACAUUUUGGGGGCCUGAUCCAGAAGCUCUAGCUUAUGGCCAUGUCUUCCAAACACAUAUGGAAGAAGAUACGCACAUGGGUCCAAACCACUUAACACAGUUGUCAAACGACUGAUGAUACUGUAAACUUAAUGGCUGCCAAGGUUAUGUCCAAUCAAUUCAUUCAUUUCCAUAAAGAUUUAUCAAGCA
Messenger RNA from Felis catus (domestic cat), 1349 nucleotides. RefSeq lists its product as uncharacterized. The record is from RefSeq and is a predicted model, not a curated record. NCBI's taxonomy places the organism in Eukaryota, Metazoa, Chordata, Mammalia, Carnivora, Felidae. The transcript is spliced from 5 exons. The coding region runs from base 1 to 855 and encodes 284 amino acids.